Ceraceosorus guamensis is the source of this 2074-nucleotide messenger RNA. Its product is annotated as DUF605-domain-containing protein. NCBI's taxonomy places the organism in Eukaryota, Fungi, Basidiomycota, Exobasidiomycetes, Ceraceosorales, Ceraceosoraceae. Gene Ontology annotation, biological process: late endosome to vacuole transport via multivesicular body sorting pathway. The transcript is spliced from 3 exons. Bases 39 to 1838 code for a protein of 599 amino acids. The record is from RefSeq and is a predicted model, not a curated record. Gene Ontology annotation, cellular component: multivesicular body.
CUCCCAGCAUUUCCCCCUCCUCAUCUCGCUGACCCAACAUGUCUGGCCCGGCAUCGGGCGCUUCGCCCACUCCGCUCUCGCUACCCGUCGCACCACCUUCUCUCAAAUCGCUCUCCAACCUGCUCAAACGAGUCACGGAGCUCUUGAAGCCCGAUCCUAUGCUAGCCUACUGGUGCGCCUAUCGAGCCCUACGACUCGGAAUCCCCCAGCUGCACACGUUGGACAAUGAGGGAAAGUCGUACUUGAACGCAUUGAUGGAUCUGCUGGAGGAGAUGAAGGAGAGACUCAAAGGUGAUCAGAGAUUGGAGGAUGAGAGUGGGGCGGAGUACGUGAGGGGAAAGGCGUUGGGCGUGUUUGGAAAUGCGGAUAGGCUGGAUAGGCAAGGAGUGAAUGGAAGGAAUACAGCGCUGGCCUACCUUGCAGCGUCCAACUUCUUCGAUGUCUUGUCGGAAUUUGGCGAGCUUGAUGCAGAGAUCUCUUCGAAGCUCAAGUAUGCGAAAUGGAGGGCAGGCGAGAUUUCCAAAGCUAUCAGAGAAGGCAGACAACCUGCACCUCCACCAGCAGCAGAGACGGAUCAGGACACAGAUGCCAAGCUUGCCCAACUUGAUCUGCUCGGCGUCGGUCUUGGAGCGCAAGCGGGCGCAGCUAGUCAGGAAGAGAAAGAGUACUUGGACAGAGAGAUGAGAAAGUUGGAAGGUGAUGCAGGUGUCGACGUUCCUUCUGCUCCUGCAUUCAGCGUAGACCCUGGUCAAGGGCCGACAGCCAUUAGCCCAGAUGAAGGGAUGGAUGCACUUUCGCUUGCUGGAGCAGCUACUGCUCCGAGAGGCGGUGCACCGCUCACUCCCAACAAGGGCGGAAGAGCUCAUAGUCGUCUGAGUGUGGAUGCUCGAAGCAUGAACAUUGGGCCUUUUAUCUCACCCAACGCUGGAGAAGGAGCGGCCAGGCUCGCACCGCCCGAUUUUGCAGCUCAAGGUCUAGGAUCCAGUCCCAACUUUAGCAAACCGAUGCGAAGUCAAUUGUCGCGGAGCGGAAGUGGAGAAGAUGUGGAGGAUGCAGCUUCCACUCCUCCUCACUUGUCCCCCAAUUUUGGGCACUCGAGAAGAUCUGCAUCAGAGUACGUAGGAGGCGCUUCGAAUGAAGCAACAUCGGAAGACGUGUUUGGUCGUCGAUCUCUCUCGCCCUCCUUGUCUGGCCAACCACCUUCCAGACCUUCUUCAGCUUUCUUGUCCUUUCCCAGCCAUCAAGGGCCAGGUCCUGCUGGUUCGGGAAGUGUGAGUCCGGGAUCAAGACCUUUGCCCAUGCCUCCCGGCUUCAACCCCUCUGCUGCGAGCACAGCAAAUGGCAACGGAAGCAGCAGCGGCAACAACAACAGCGCAUUGGCAUCGGUCGGCGCUUUUGCGCCAGCUCCGCCAGGUAGCGUGGCAGCUUCCAGGCCUCCCAUUCCUCCGCCUCAUCGAGCAGCCACUGCUUUUGCACCCCCCUCCACUCAUGCACCCAGCGCGCCCCUCUUCUCUCCAGCUCCACCAUCCAUCACACCCUCAGCGCCACCUUCUUCCGACUUGCAAAGCCAACCCACCUCCUCCAACAUCGACUCGACUUCAAAUGCAGUUGCAGCGCCUCCAUCAGCACCAGCACCAGCACCAGCACCUCCGCCGACAAUAGCGCUGCCUCAAUCCCUAGACGCUUCGGCCUCGGCCAAAGUUCAAAAAUAUGCCAAAUGGGCAGCUAGUUCCAUGGACCAUGAGGAUCUGGACGCUGCGCGAAAGUUCCUGAGACAGGCUUUGGACAUAUUGGAAGGCAAAGAGGUGGAGGAGGGUAAAGGCAAGAUCAAGAGGUAGCUAGCUCUGUUCGAUUGCGCAAUGACGGCAUCCCAUUCUUCUCUUUUUUCUGUAACACGUGGUGAAUCGAGUGUGAGGUCCCACGCAUUUGCGCGCAUCUUUCGUGCUGGGCAUGUCAGGUACAUGUGUGGGUCAUUUGACAUUGGACGAAUUGGAUCUGAGAGGAGCCUUGAAGGGGAAAUGUCUAGAGGACGGGGCCGACGAGGCUUCGCGCGAAUCCUGUUUGGUGCGCGGCU